Messenger RNA from Polistes dominula (European paper wasp), 468 nucleotides. RefSeq names its product DNA-directed RNA polymerase II subunit rpb7-like. The record is from RefSeq and is a predicted model, not a curated record. Lineage: Eukaryota; Metazoa; Arthropoda; Insecta; Hymenoptera; Vespidae.
AUGUUUUUUGUUAAGGACUUUGUUCAUAAAAUACACUUAAGUCCUAGUUAUCUCGGUCCUCAAAUACAGUCAUUAAUCAAGGAUUAUCUUUAUAAGACAAUUGAAGGAUCUUGUACCGAUAGUGGUUACGUAAUUUCGGUUUUGGAUAUUAAUAAUGUAAGUGAGGGUAUUAUUAGUUUUAAUGGGUUAACAACAUUUACCAUUAAGUACAAAGCUCUUGUAUUAAAGCCCUACAAAGGUGAGGUAGUAGAGGCUUCCGUUGUCGAAAUGAAUAAAAUGGGAAUUUUAGCCUCUGUUGGACCCUUAACCAUUUUUGUUUCGAACCAUCAAAUUCCUCCAGAUAUACAAGACAGUGGUCUGGUUAAAGAGGCAGUCGUCAGGCUAAAAAUCAUUGGAACAAAAAUUGAUUCUUCCAAAAUAUAUGCCGUUGGAACACUUAACGAUGAAUAUCUGGGAAUCAUAUCAUAG